Molecule: messenger RNA, 2068 nt
Organism: Annulohypoxylon truncatum
Lineage: Eukaryota; Fungi; Ascomycota; Sordariomycetes; Xylariales; Hypoxylaceae
Product: guanine deaminase
Exons: 1
Coding region: 91-1446 (451 amino acids)
Biological process (GO): guanine catabolic process
Cellular component (GO): cytosol
Molecular function (GO): guanine deaminase activity; zinc ion binding
Source: RefSeq, a predicted model, not a curated record
UUUAUCUUCUAGUCUCAAAUAACAUUUUGUUAGUCCAUACACCGUCAAUUUUAGAUUUAUUCAAAGAAUUUAAUAGACAAAGCACAUCAAAUGAGCUAUCAGCUCUUCCACGGCACAGUGAUUCACUCACGAGGGCCGACGGAGCUCGUCAUACUCGAGAGCGCCUUGCUUAUCGUCGACGCUAACGGUAAGAUCGCCAACCUAACUGAGAAUAUCUCUAGAGAUAAGGUGCCCGCGUUACUAUCGUCAUUGGAAAUCCCCUCCAUUUCCUCGGAGAGCGUGCGAUACCUACCCCGCAGCCAAUUCCUAAUCCCAGGUUUCGUCGACACGCACAACCAUGCGCCACAAUGGGCACAGCGCGGUCUCGGUCAGAGCAUGCACAUUCUGGAUUGGCUUGAGAAAGUCACAUUUCCGAAUGAGGCACGCUUCCGUGACCCGGAGUACGCACGCCGGGUCUAUUCUAGCUGCGUGGACGGCUUCCUGAAGCAGGGCAUCACGACGGCGUCGUAUUAUGGCUCGUUACACGCGGAGGCCACCAACAUCCUCGCGGAUAUCUGCCUGGAAAAGGGCCAGCGCGCGCUCGUCGGGAAGUGCAACAUGAACCGGAACGCCCCGGACUACUACCGCGACGUGAGCGUGGAGGCUUCCCUCAAGGACACCGAAGAGUGCAUCAAACACAUCCGAGACAUCGAUCCGGAGAGUAAGCUGCUGAAACACGUGCUGACGCCCCGCUUCGCCAUCUCUUGCGAUCCGGACUUGUUGGACGGCCUGGGCAAGAUCGCGGCCGCGAACCCGGGCUUGCCGAUCCAGACGCACUUUAACGAGGCGGAGCAAGAGAUGAAUUUUACGCGGGAGUUGUUCCCGCAGUUUAAGGGGAGCGAGGCGGACUUGUACGAGCACUACGGGUUGCUGAACGCGCGCUCGAUACUCGCUCACUGCUGCCAUAUGACCGAGUACGAGAUGAGCCGCCUCAAGGAGCUUGACUGCGGCGUCGCGCAUUGUCCUAUUUCUAAUAUGACGGUCGGUGGCGGUUUCAUGGCGGCGCCGGUAAGGGACUUCUUACGGCGCGGCAUCAAAGUCGGUCUCGGGACCGAUAGCGGCGGGGGAUUCUCAAGCAGCAUUCUAGAUGCUAUGAGACAAGCACUUGUGGCAUCGAACGCGCGGGAAGUGAUGAGUCAGGGAAAGGACAAGGGGUUAGACAUCGGAGAGCUUUUCUACUUGGCCACGCUUGGAGGGGCUAAAGUAUGCGGCUUGGAUACGAAGGUUGGCAAUUUCGAGCUCGGCAAGGAGUUUGAUGCCCUGGUUAUCGAUGCGAAUGCCUCUGGGGUCAUGACUAUGUUGGAAGAUGAAGAUUCCCUGAGAACUAUUUUUGAUAAGUUCAUCAUGACAGGUGACGACCGGAAUAUCAAGGAAGUUUACGUACGUGGGUGUCAAGUCUGGCAUUAGGAUUGUCGAUUCUUGUAAGUACAAUCUUCAACGAUUACAUAAAUGAUACAUCAAGCUCAAAUUCACCCUGUGCGUUCGCUUCACACGUUCAAGUGAUAGCUCCCCGCUCAGCCCCAACGCAGGCUGCGCGUUGGUCUGUUAGUGCACGUUCAAUGCAAAUGAACUCAUUUCCACCCCUUACUUGCUACUUUACCCCAUUUUAAUAGUUGUUAUAAUACUUUUUUUUUCAUUUAUUUUUCUUAUUUUUUUGUUAUACACUUCCGUGAUAUCAAAGUACACGACAAUCUUCGGCCCCGGAGUGGAGAAUGGCAUCGCUAUCCGACCACCAGUCGGUAGUUCUACCUGUUAAUAUCUAAGAAGAAUGCAUAACCGUGUUGGUUUCGACCCUGUGUUUGCCGCCAACAGGACCAAGGAUCACGUGUACUACAUGCCUGCAUCAGCACUACUAAUAAAUGACGAAACACCCAACACCUUCAGAUCGUAUUUUUUCUGAAAACUUGCGAGGCUUCUGUAUGAGCUGCAAUUUGUUUUAGAUAACGUAUAUGCGAAUUCAUUGUAUGCGAUACUGAAACCCGCCGGUGCGUUUCGCGAAGUCGAUUCAGGGAGGCAACCUUCAAUACCA